AGCCGAAUUGACGAUACAGGUCCUGCCAAGAAAUGAAAUAGCGAGGAAGGAUAAAAGCUGUGAAGUCAGCCAUUUUUGCCAUUCUCUGAACCGCCUCCUUCAAGCUUUUAACAAAGGGUGUGUGCCCGUUCCGACUUGACGUUGCUGCAUCUCUUCCAUUUCUCCUAUCAGUGAAGGAAGAACGGGAAAAAGGUUUAAGUUGGAGGGGUUCAUGGCGUCAAAGUUGCAACAAAUACAAUCAAAGGUUGUCCAAGCUUCAAAAUUUGUGGCCAAGCAUGGAUGUGACUACCAAAAGCAGUUAUUGGAGCAGAACAAGCAGUACAUCCAAGAGCCACCUACUGUUGAGAAAUGUAACGAGUUGUCAAAACAGCUCUUAUACACUCGUCUUGCAAGUAUACCUGGUCGUUAUGAGUCAUUCUGGAAAGAAGUUGAUUGUGUCAAGCAACUUUGGAAGAAUAGGUCGGAACUGAAGGUUGAGGAUGCUGGCAUUGCUGCUCUGUUCGGGCUGGAGUGCUAUGCCUGGUAUUGUGCUGGUGAAAUCGUUGGAAGAGGAUUUACAUUCACUGGCUACUAUGUCUAAGCAAAGGCAAUCUUGAGAAAAACUAGUUGUGGGCUUUCAUUCACAAGUUUUUCAUUGAGGGUGAUUUUUUGUCGCUUACCUAAUUCUACAUGCCAAAUUUCGUUUUUCCUGCAAAAGUUUGAAGCUGACGAGUCAGCACGACAAGUGUGGUAGAAUCAAUAAUCCACCAAGUUAGCUUUUCUUCUUCUUGUCUUCUUUGAAGUGGCUCUUGAUUGGAUGGAACUUCAAUUAAUUUUACCUCGCCAGUUUAUGAGAUGCUGGUCUGCUAUUUUGUGAUUAAGCUUAUUGAAUAGGUUUAUUCGGAUCUACACUUCAGCUGUCUAUCAAGUGGUAGUUGGUACUUAUGCCAGGAGGUUGGAGUAUCUCUUUACUUUGUACUUGAUAGCGAGGCCCAUCUGUUGCAUUGAAACAGAUGUAAUGUCUAAUUGGAUCAAAUUUCAGGGUAAGACACUUUGUGGAGGUGCAUGGACAUAUUUGCUGCAUUUUGUUUUGUGCAUGAUGUGGUGACCAACAUAAUGAAAUUAACACUUUCACAUC
Molecule: messenger RNA, 1117 nt
Organism: Macadamia integrifolia
Lineage: Eukaryota; Viridiplantae; Streptophyta; Magnoliopsida; Proteales; Proteaceae
Exons: 3
Coding region: 212-580 (122 amino acids)
Biological process (GO): proton motive force-driven ATP synthesis
Molecular function (GO): proton transmembrane transporter activity
Source: RefSeq, a predicted model, not a curated record